UGCUCGGUGUAUCUUUUUGAUGUUUGCUUCUUAUUUUUGCAAGAAAUCUUAUGAUAUUUUCUUAAAAUGGUUGUGUUACACAAUUUGCAAGACGUUUUUCUUGAAGCUUCGCGACAAGCGACACUUAAUUUACCAACAUUGAAACAAAACUAUUUGAAAAUUGAUUUUGGAAAUUUUGAUAUUAAAGAAACGGUAUAUAAUGGUGCAGAACCUUCAUUACCUUUUGCUGCAAGUAGUAUUAUUAAUGCUGGUAUCAAUAACUGGAAACGACUCACAGCAGACCAUGAGGAUUGUAAGGCAGUGUAUGAAGUGACCUUCGAUGUAAUGGGUAGUAAUUUAAAUUUCAGGCCUGGUGAUACCAUAGGUGUUAUUCCGAGAAAUCCUGAUAAAGAAAUCAGUUGUGUUAUAGAUUGUUUAGAAUUAUCUGAUGUUGUGGACUCUUGUUACAUUAUAACUGUUAACAGUGGUCAGAAGGCAGCUAAAAUACCUCCACAUGUCCCUGUUAAGUCUACACUAAGAUAUGUUCUUACACAUUGUAUUGAUUUAAGGGGUGUUGUGAAAAAACUGUUCCUGCUUGCUUUAUCAAGGUAUACAAAAGAUGAAACAGAAAAGAAAGUACUUGAGUACCUUUGCAGUAAAGAAGGUUCCAUAUCAUACACAAAUUAUAUAUUAAAUAAAAAUUUGUGUAUGUUGGAUUUAUUUGAAAUUUUCAAAACCUGCAAACCACCUGUUGAAGUUAUUUUAGAACACCUACCUAGAUUAUUGCCUAGACCUUAUUCAAUUGUAAACAGUAGUUUAAUUAAUCCUAAUGAAAUAAAAAUAUGUUUCUCUGUAAUGAAUAUAGGUUAUAAUAGAAAAGGUCUUGUUACUGGCUGGUUAGAAAGUUUGAUAAAUGAAAGUCUUGAAGAUAAGAUGAGAAAUAUAACAAUCACAGAUAAAAAAGAAACAAUGAUGGACAAAAAGGUUUCUAUAUAUUUGAGGAAGAAUAUAAAUCAAUUUAGUUUUCCAGAUAAAAUUUCAAGGCCAAUGAUACUUAUUGGGCCAGGUACUGGAGUUGCACCUUAUAUAGGUUUUCUUGAAGAACAAAUGAAAGAAGAAGAAAGAGAUGGACAUAUUAUUUGGUUGUUUUUUGGCUGCAGAUAUCCUGAUUUAGAUUUUAUUUAUAAAGAUGAAUUGCACGAUUUUAAGGAUUCUGGUGUUUUGACUAAACUGACGACAGUCUUUUCUAGAUUCAAUGAUUGUGAAGAUAAAUAUAUACAGGAUGCAAUACUUAGUAAUGGAAAAGAAGUUUCCGAGCUACUUAAAAAUGGCGCGUUAGUUUAUGUUUGCGGUGACGUGAAAACAAUGGCAACUCAGGUCACGGAAUCAUUUGUGAAGUGUUUAGUCAAUUUCUCUGACUUAACGCAAGAGGAUGCUGAAAAGUUUGUUUGUGAUAUGCAAAAAGAGAAGACAUAUUUAAUUGAUUUAUGGAAUUAAAUAUUGUUAUGUUUUA
Messenger RNA from Papilio xuthus (Asian swallowtail), 1492 nucleotides. RefSeq names its product methionine synthase reductase. Gene Ontology annotation, cellular component: cytosol. Bases 67 to 1476 code for a protein of 469 amino acids. The record is from RefSeq and is a predicted model, not a curated record. NCBI's taxonomy places the organism in Eukaryota, Metazoa, Arthropoda, Insecta, Lepidoptera, Papilionidae. Gene Ontology annotation, molecular function: FMN binding; [methionine synthase] reductase (NADPH) activity; flavin adenine dinucleotide binding. Gene Ontology annotation, biological process: homocysteine metabolic process. The transcript has 5 exons.